AUGCCUACUUACACGAUACCCUCCGCGGACGGACUGUCGCCCGGCUCGGGGCCUAUUGGUUUCGGCACACCAAUAUACGAAGGCCUUGAUAAUGGCUUACAGCAAGGCUUCAACACCAUACCUACUCUCAUGCCCGAGUACCAGUGGUAUGCUAGCCGUGCAACUCGACCCAACAACAUUGAGCUGUGGACCGUUCAGGAUGGCCAAGUGACGCUCCCGCUCGGGGAAUGCUUUUGCAUAUUUGCCAUGGGAAGCGACGAACAAUAA
Messenger RNA from Anthostomella pinea, 267 nucleotides. The record is from the annotation of a GenBank genome assembly. Lineage: Eukaryota; Fungi; Ascomycota; Sordariomycetes; Xylariales; Xylariaceae.